Clonostachys rhizophaga is the source of this 1560-nucleotide messenger RNA. The record is from the annotation of a GenBank genome assembly. Lineage: Eukaryota; Fungi; Ascomycota; Sordariomycetes; Hypocreales; Bionectriaceae.
AUGGCCACCCAGCAUUGCGAAUCCAGCAUUCCCAAAGAGCCCACUCCUCCCGAUCGCAUGUCUAAAUCCGAAAUCGAUGCCUCGCCACGAAGCAUCCAUACUGAAGAUUCUGCAACAGCCUUUUUACAUGAACAUCGGGCAGAGUGGGCCGACUAUAGCCCCGGCGAGUCCAAGAAGGUCCUCCGAAAGAUCGAUUGGCGAUUGAUGCCUCUCAUUAUCGGCACAAUCACUAUAGCCGCAGUGGAUAAAAUAAUAAUUUCGAAUGCCGCCUUAUAUGGCAUGUCCCGCGAUACUCACCUGGUCGGGCAGCAGUAUAACUGGGUCGGUUCCAUUUUCUACUUUGGUUGGCUGGUAGCCGAGUAUCCGGCGAAUGCCGUGUUACAAAAAUUACCGGUGGGCAAGUCUGUGGGCGGUGCUGUGAUCCUUUGGGGCGUUGUUGUUAUGUGCCUCGGUGCGGCCCAAAACUUUGCCGGCCUGGCAGUGCUAAGACUGAUCAUGGGCGUGUUGGAGGCUCCCUUGUUCCCUGCGGUCACCAUCCUCAACACAAUGUGGUACAAGAAGUCCGAGCAGCCCGUUCGCAUGGCUAUUACGUUCACUGCCUUCUCAAGCCUCGUCACUGGUAUUGUAUCCUACGGUAUUGGCCGGUCGAACACGGCGGUCGCCUCUUGGAGGCUCCUCUUCCUUGUCAUUGGCGGAUUUACACUAGUCUGGGGCAUUGUUCUCGUUAUCUGGCUUCCAGAUUCACCACUUAGAGAGAACUUCUUACGCGGCAAAGAUAAAUAUAUUGCUCUGGAUCGAGUCAAGGAUAACAUGACCGGGAUCGAAAAUAAGGAAUUGAAGUGGUACCAGGUUCGAGAGGCUUUCACCGACUAUAAGACAUAUAUCUUGUUCUUUUUCUUCCUUAGUAUAAACGUCCCCACUGGUGGGCUCGUUACUUUCGCUGCUCAGAUCGUAUCUGGCUUGGGUUACUCGUCCCUGAAUACAGUACUGCUGGGAAUGCCAACCGGUAUAAUGCAGAGUGUCGCCGGGUUCAUGGUUGCCAUUCCGCAGCGCUACAUGACCAACAAGCGCUGCUUAUCUUGCGCUAUAUGCUGCCUUGUUCCGCUGGCCUGCUCUAUUCUUAUCAGACUGUUACCACACGAAAACAAAAUAGGAAGGCUUUUGGCCUAUUACUUCUUCUAUUUCUUUUGGGGACCUUGGGGCACGGUCCAAGGCGCUGACCAUAUGGCUACAGGUCUGACUCUACCUAUGGCAAACGUAGCUGGGCAUACUAAGAAGUUGACCAUUAACGCGACGGUAUUCCUAGCCUAUUGUAUUGCCAACAUUAUUGGCCCACAGGUAUUCAUUGCAACCGAAGCACCUGAUUAUGCUACUGGUUAUAACGCAAUCAUGGGCUUCGAAAUUGCUGCCAUUGCGUGCAUGGCAGUUUAUGCCACCGGCUGUAAGGUAGAGAAUAAGAUGCGCGACGCAAAAGAAGGCGCUGCGGGAGAGCUCUCUACGGGUCACCAGCUCGGCGAUCUCACGGACUACGAAAAAAGGGGUUUUAGAUACAUCUACUAG